Messenger RNA from Menidia menidia (Atlantic silverside), 1274 nucleotides. The record is from the annotation of a GenBank genome assembly. Lineage: Eukaryota; Metazoa; Chordata; Actinopteri; Atheriniformes; Atherinopsidae.
CUGAGCAUCAGCACAAAACCGACCGCCAACCUGGGCCAAGACCAGCUUCUCAGCUGUUAUCUUGCCACGGAAACUCAACAAAACAGACUCAGUGAGGUCACCUGGGAGAAGAAGGAGCUGCAGGUUUAUAAGUAUGAGAAUGGAGCUCCAGCCCUGGAGGGCCAGGCCCCGGCCUUCAAAGGGAGAGUCCAGCUCUUCCCUGAUGCUGUGACCACUGGAAACGCCUCCCUGCUGCUGAGGGGUGUGCGCAGGAGUGACGAGGGAGAAUACACCUGCACUAUCAAGUCAUCCGCAGGCCAAGGGAAGAUCAACAUUCAGCUCAGAGUGGCAGCGUUUUCAGCUCCCACUUUCAGGUUAUCAGACGACGUUAUGAUCGCCGAGGCCGUUAGAUGGUUCCCUCAACCCACUGUUACCUGGACCAACCAGGCAGGAGAAGUCCUGGAUGCAAACACCAGUUUGACGGAAAGCUCGGCAGGGAUAUUCAGCGUCGUCAGCUGGCUGCAGCCGGCCGGGGACCACAGCCUGAAGAUGGAAAAUGAUUUAGUGAUGGCACUGUCUAACACCAUCAUAACAGGCACUGCUGUUUCAAGCAGAACCUUCUUCACCUUCAGUGCUGCUCCUUCCCUGCUUGCAUCAGUUCACCUGAACGUCAUGGUCGGCCUCCUCUGUGCACAUUAUGUUACAUAGUUAAGCCCGGUGACACAAAAAUUACAUGUUGAACACUUUGGCGUGUGUUUGAAUUGUUUACAACGCAUCAGAAGAAGCAAAGAAAGACACUUCUAACAUUUUUUUCUAGACAUUUCUUUGCUUUUCCUCUUAGUUUAUGGCAGUUUUUAGACGUAAUGGUGCAUUUAGUAGAUAAGUUAUCCAUUUUCUUUUGACUGUAAAAUCCCUGAGGCCCCUGGUAUGGACAUACUGUGUGAAAUUAGCACGUUUACAUGUGAAAAACAUGGUUCUAAAUCAUGUUCUCUUUGGUUUCUUGGAUGCUGUGCUGCUGGAAGGAGUGGAGAAAGUUUGGUGAAAGACUUCCAACUAAGACAACUUGUAGUAUCAAAAAGGACUCGAUGCACAUCCAAUAGCCACCAUAUAUUGCUGUUAUGAUAAAAAAAAAAAAACUAACAAACUGGUUUGUGUAACACGUUCCUCUCUGCUCUACAUGUCUGUCCACCAAAUGUGUUUCUGUUGUCAAUCAACUGAACACAAAACUUAAUCUACUGAACACAAAAACAAUACCGCAGUGGUCUGGUUUCCCUCUGGGAUUAAUAAAGUAUUAU